This is a messenger RNA of Salarias fasciatus (jewelled blenny), 2107 nucleotides long. It is a transcript of the gene nova1, whose product is annotated as NOVA alternative splicing regulator 1. The record is from RefSeq and is a predicted model, not a curated record. The transcript is spliced from 4 exons. Gene Ontology annotation, molecular function: RNA binding. The coding region runs from base 697 to 2031 and encodes 444 amino acids. Lineage: Eukaryota; Metazoa; Chordata; Actinopteri; Blenniiformes; Blenniidae.
UACACCUCUCCAGCCGCCGCUGAAGGUCACUCCGCGCGCCUCUCCUCGUCGAAGAGGCCCCCCACGCCCCUCCACCUCGGCCGCUUCACCUUUUGUCACUUUCUGCUAAAAAAGAGAAGGAGGAGGAAAAAAAAGUGAGUGAGUGAAUGGACUGCCAUACUUUAUAGUGCUGCGUCAAAAGAGGCGGAGUAACAGGGAGAAAAUUCAAUUUUUUGGGACCGGCUUCGGGGGAGGUGGGGAUGUGACGCGGCGGAGGGAGGAGGCAGCCCAUUGGCCGGGCGAGGCGUCAGUCCCGCGCUCUGCUGCAGACGGACAGGCCACUCGAUGAAUAUGGAUGAGAGCAGUGAAAAGGGUGAUGCGGCAGGGAAGACCCCCCCCUUCAAACCGAUGCAGGCUUGAACAAUGCGUGCCGUCGUUCACUGAAAACACUGAGAGCCCUGCAUUAGCAUUUUCUCAGACAAUUGAGGCUCUGGCCAGCUGCAGGCAUGGCUCGGAUGCUGCGGUGAAAAUCUCCUUUUUUCCUCCUCGUACCCGCUGAUGAAUUAGACCUCGGUGAAAAAGGUCGACUUGGCCGCAUUCCUCAACACUACUACCCAUUGCACCUAUGCCUAGGCUAAUGUUAGGAUCCCCAUUAGAGAUUGUGCCCUGGCAUUGAUGGCGAUCUGACAGAGGACUUGAGAAGCAGCAGAUCUCAGAAUGGAGGAGGGUGAGUACUUCCUGAAGGUGCUGAUCCCCAGCUAUGCAGCCGGCUCUAUAAUUGGCAAGGGCGGCCAGACCAUCGUACAGCUACAGAAAGAGACGGGUGCCACUAUUAAGCUGUCCAAAUCCAAAGACUUCUACCCAGGAACAACAGAGCGAGUCUGUCUGAUACAGGGUACGGUCGAGGCGCUCAAUGGCGUCCACAACUUCAUCGCGGAGAAAGUCCGCGAGAUGCCCCAGAGCGCCCAGAAACCCGAGCCGGUCAGCAUACUGCAGCCGCAGACCACCGUGAACCCCGACCGCGUCAAACAGGCCAAACUGAUCGUGCCCAAUAGCACAGCAGGGCUGAUCAUUGGGAAAGGUGGCGCCACAGUCAAAGCGGUGAUGGAGCAGUCGGGCGCCUGGGUGCAGCUCUCCCAGAAGCCCGAGGGAAUCAACCUGCAGGAGCGAGUGGUGACCAUUAGCGGGGAGCCCGAGCAGAACCGCAAAGCCGUGGAAAUCAUAGUGCAGAAGAUCCAGGAGGACCCUCAGAGCAGCAGCUGCCUCAACAUAAGCUACUCCAACGUCUCCGGCCCGGUGGCCAACUCCAACCCCACCGGCUCGCCCUACGCCAACACGGCCGAGGUGCUGCCCAACGCCGCCGCCGCCGCCGCCACGGCCUCCAGCCUUCUGGGUCAGGCCGGGUUGACGGGGAUGGGCGCCUUCCCCGCCGCCAUGUCCAGUUUCUCCGGCAACGACCUGCUGGCCAUCACCUCAGCCCUCAACACGCUGGCCAGCUACGGCUACAACACAAACACCCUGGGCCUGGGCCUCAACCCCGCCGCCGCCUCGGGGGUCCUCGCCGCCGUUGCCGCCAGCGCCAACCCGGCCGCCGCCGCCGCGGCUAACCUGCUAGCCUCCUACGCGAGUGACGCCUCCAGCAGCGCCGGCCACCCUGCGACGGGCCUGGGCGGCUUCUCCCUGGGCUCUCUAGCGGCCGCCACCGGCGCUUCCAACGGUUACCUAAAUGCUUCGUCUCCACUGAUGGCCUCAUCCCUAUUGGCGACAGAGAAGCUGGCAGAUGGGGCCAAGGACGUGGUUGAGAUCGCUGUGCCCGAGAAUCUAGUGGGCGCCAUUUUGGGGAAAGGAGGGAAGACGCUGGUAGAGUACCAGGAGCUGACAGGAGCCCGCAUCCAGAUCUCCAAAAAGGGAGAGUUCAUUCCUGGUACUCGGAACCGUAAAGUUACCAUAACAGGGUCGCCGGCCGCUACGCAAGCAGCACAGUAUCUGAUCAGCCAGCGGAUCACGUACGAGCAGGGCGUGCGAGCUACCAACCCACAGAAGGUGGGCUAAUCGGGAAAAAGAAGAGGAAAGAAGGAAAGGAUGAAGACAGAGAUAGAUGGGAACCGAGAGAGUCACGAUGGAUAGA